GUGUAUGUGAGACUCUGACGGGUUCAAAAUGGCGGCGGCGGCUCCUGUAAGAGGACAAAGGCGCAGGAGAGACCUGGAGGAAGAGGAGGAAGACAGCAGCCCUGGAGUGUCCUUCUCACUCUCCUCAGAGGAGUCGGAGAUGGAGCCUGAGGAAGAAAGGAUCCGCUACAGCCAAAGACUGCGUGGCACGAUGAGGCGGCGUUACGAGGAUGAUGGCAUCUCCGAUGAUGAAAUUGAAGGGAAGAGGACAUUUGACCUGGAGGAGAAGCUGUCCACCAACAAGUUCAACUCCACCUUCGUGGUCUUCAUGGAAGGCAAAGACUUCACAGUUGAAUACAUCCAGCGGGGUGGCCUGAGGGACCCUCUCAUCUUCAGGAGCUCUGAUGGCCUGGGGAUAAAGAUGCCAGAUCCGGACUUCAGCGUCAACGAUGUGCGGCUGUGUGUGGGGAGCAGAAGGAUGGUGGAUGUCAUGGAUGUGAACACCCAGAGGGACAUCGAGAUGUCCAUGGCACAGUGGGCACGUUACUAUGAGACACCAGAGGCUGAGAGGGAGAAGCUUUACAAUGUCAUCAGCCUGGAGUUCAGCCACACCAAACUGGAGAACCUGGUGCAGAGACCUGCUACGGUGGAUUUGAUUGACUGGGUUGAUAACAUGUGGCCCAGACACCUGAAGGAGAGUCAGACAGAGUCUACAAAUGCCAUCCUGGAGAUGCAGUAUCCCAAGGUGCAGAAGUACUGUCUGAUGAGUGUCAAGGGCUGCUACACAGAUUUCCACGUGGACUUUGGUGGAACUUCUGUGUGGUACCACAUCCACCGAGGGGGAAAGAUCUUCUGGCUGAUCCCUCCUACGCCCCAGAACCUGGAGCUCUAUGAAAACUGGCUUCUCUCAGGGAAGCAGGGAGACAUUUUCCUUGGGGAUAGAGUGUCCGAGUGCCAGCGCAUCGAGCUCAAGCAGGGCUACACAUUUGUCAUCCCCUCAGGUUGGAUCCAUGCUGUGUACACUCCCAUGGACACGCUGGUUUUUGGAGGCAACUUCUUACACAGCUUCAACAUCCCUAUGCAGCUCCGGAUCUACAGCAUCGAAGACCGCACACGGGUUCCAAAUAAGUUUCGUUAUCCCUUCUAUUACGAGAUGUGUUGGUACGUGCUGGAGCGUUACGUCUACUGCAUCACCAGCCGCUCCCACCUCACCAAGGACUUCCAGAAGGAAUCUCUCAGUAUGGAUAUGGAGCUGAGCUCCUCGGACUCGGUGAACAUGGAAGAGGAGGAGGAGGAGGAAGAUGAUGAGGAUGCAGCAGGGAAGGAGCCCAGGCGACCGGUCACCAGGAGGUCCAUUCUCACCAGCCCCAUAGCCAACGGUGCCAAUGUGGACUAUGAUGAACUGGGCAAGAGCUGCAGGAGCAGCCUGCCGGGGCUGAAGAAGACCCCAUCUAUAGACUCUUCCGACUCCAGCCGGGGCUCCCAAAACGGCCAGGCCUGGGAGCCGGCGGGUGGCAGCCCCCGCAAGACCCGCAGGGUGCACCUGACCCAGUUUGAGCUGGAGGGGCUGCGCUGCCUGGUGGACAAACUGGAGUCCCUCCCUCUGCACAAGAAGUGUGUUCCCACCGGCAUCGAGGACGAGGACGCCCUGAUCGCCGACGUCAAGCUGCUGCUAGAAGAAUACGCCAACAGCGAUCCCAAACUGGCACUUACAGGCGUCCCCAUCGUCCAGUGGCCCAAGAGAGACAAGCUAAAGCUCCAGGCCCGGCUGAGGGUGCGCCUGCCCACCAUCCCCAUCACCAAGCCACACACCAUGAAGCCAGCCCCCCGCCCGACCCCCGUCAGGUCCACGGUGUCCCCCAUCGUGUCCGGCGCCAGGCGGAGGCGGGUGCGGUGCCGGAAAUGCAAGGCCUGCAUGCAGGGAGAGUGUGGCAUGUGCCACUACUGCAGGGACAUGAAGAAGUUUGGUGGGCCUGGCCGCAUGAAGCAGUCCUGCGUCCUCCGGCAGUGCUUAGCGCCCAGGCUGCCUCACUCGGUCACGUGUGCACUUUGUGGGGAGGUGGAUCAGAACGAGGACUCGCAGGACUUUGAGAAGAAGCUCAUGGAGUGCUGUAUCUGCAACGAGAUUGUUCACCCUGGCUGCCUGCAGAUGGAUGGGGAAGGGCUGCUCAAUGACGAGCUCCCCAACUGCUGGGAGUGCCCCAAAUGCUACCAGGGUGACGACGCAGAGAAGGGCCAGAAGCGGAAGGUGGAGGAGAGCGACGACGACACGGCGCAAGCCAAGGUGCUGCGGCCCCUGCGGAGCUGCGAGGAGCCCCUCACCCCCCCACCCAACUCUCCCACCCCCAUGCUGCAGCUGAUCCACGACCCCGCCUCCCCCCGGGGCGUGGUGACACGCUCAUCCCCCGGAGCCGGCCCCAGCGACCACCACAGCGCCAGCAGAGACGAACGCUUCAAGCGGCGGCAGCUGCUGCGGCUCCAGGCCACCGAGAGGACCAUGGUGAGGGAGAAGGAGAACAACCCCAGCGGCAAGAAGGAGCUGUCGGAGGUGGAGAAGGCCAAGCUGCACGGCUCCUACCUCACCGUGACCCUCCAACGCCCCACCAAAGACGUCCACGGCACUUCUAUCGUCCCCAAGCUGCAAGCCAUCACCGCCUCCUCCGCCAACCUGCAGCACUCCCCUCGCCUGGUCAUGCGUCACCCACCCGCCAGGAUCCCCCUGCGGGGCGGGGGGGAGGAGGAGGCAGCUGCCGAGGAGGAGGAGGAGGAAGAGGAGGAGGAGGAGGAAGAGAACACCGAGGAAGGAGGGGAGGCCCGGCUGAACGGGCGAGGGGCCCGGGUGCAGGAGGGCGAGGAGAGCUGGAUGCAGCGCGAGGUCUGGAUGUCCGUCUUCCGCUACCUCACUCGCAGGGAGCUCUGCGAGUGCAUGCGGGUGUGCAAGACCUGGUACAAGUGGUGCUGUGACAAGAGAUUGUGGACAAAGAUAGAUUUGAGCAGGUGCAAGUCCAUCACCCCGCAGGCGCUGAGCGGCAUCAUCAAAAGACAACCAGUUAGCCUUGACCUCAGCUGGACCAAUAUCUCCAAAAAACAGCUCACGUGGCUUGUCAACAGGCUGCCAGGCCUGAAAGACCUCAUCUUAGCGGGCUGUUCCUGGUCUGCAGUCUGUGCUCUCAGUACCUCCAGCUGCCCCCUUCUCAGGACCCUCGAUCUUCGGUGGGCAGUAGGAAUCAAGGACCCUCAGAUCCGGGAUUUACUCACGCCCCCGACAGACAAACCCAGUCAGGACAAUCGCAGCAAACUCCGCAACAUGAUCGAUUUCCGGCUCGCCGGCCUGGACAUCACGGACGCCACCCUGCGCCUCAUCAUCCGCCACAUGCCCCUGCUCUCCCGCCUCGACCUCAGCCACUGCAACCACCUCACGGACCAGUCAGCCAACCUCCUCACGGCCGUGGGCUCCUCCACACGCAACUCCCUCACCGAGCUCAACAUGGCAGGCUGCAAUAAGCUGACGGACCAGGCCUUGCUCUACCUGCGCCGCAUCUCCAACGUCACUCUCAUCGACCUGCGAGGUUGCAAACAGAUCACCCGCAAAGCCUGUGAGCACUUCAUCUCGGACCUGUCCAUCAACAGCCUCUACUGCCUGUCUGAUGAGAAGCUGAUCCAAAAAAUCAGCUAGAGACCCUCCCCGGGGUAGACUGAGGAGAAGGAAAAGAACCCAUCCCAACCCUUUUUGGAGAGCCGCUCCUCCACAUCCCCACCUUUGCCCUCCGUCUCCUGCCGUUGCCUCCCACCUGGCUCGGCAGGCAGGGCCGCUGCUGGCCUCGCUCCACCGUCCUUCCUCCUCCUCCUCCUCCCCCGGGACUUCUGCUGAUGAAGAUGUCCCGCCAGGCUGGCCAGUACCAGAGGAGGAACGGGCCAAAACAACAACCCACAUGGCAGGGGAGCCUGUGCCCGGGGGCUGGCCGCUCCCUCGGCGGAGGCUGUACUGGAGAUCUCUACGCAGAGAAAUGGGGCACCCUCUUUCCCCCUCCCCCAGCUUUUCCCCCCCCUGUUUCCUCCUCGUCGUCUCCCUCGCCUCCAAAACACUCGUCGCUUCCCCGUUAGCACAAAAAGCUUCUGAGGGUCAAGGUCUCUCCAAGGAAAGCAGGAGCAGAGCUGGAACAAACUCCCCACACACACACACCCCCCUUUGCUCUGUGCCACCAGCUCAGCACCCACCCUGUGCUCUCAGCUCCCUUCACCCUCUCCCUCAUCUGGCUGCAGGGGCUGGGAUUGACCCCCCCACACACCUCCUUGAACCCCCCACCUCCUCAACACCCCCUUUUCCAACAGCUCCCAUGGAUCCAAGUGGCUCUUUCUGUGGCUCCAGCCCCACGCUGGCCAGGAGCCCCUUGGGGCUUUGUGGCCUGCCCAGGGAAUUAAGGCUGGGGUGGUUUUUUUUUGGGGGGGGGAGGGUGGCAGGGGUGUGGGGGUGACAAGGCACUUCCACUCUGGACUUCAUGUAUCCCCUCGGGCACCAUUUGGGAGCAGGGGAGAACCCCCCCCAAGUUACAGCAGAGCUCAGGGAGGACUCAGCAUCAGCCAGGGGUGAGUGAGUAUGGGGAGGGGGCUAAGGGUUUGGGGGGGAGGGGGACACACCCAGGAGCUGCCUCCUCUUCCUCCCCAGCUCCCCACAGCAUCAUGAAGCACUCGAUGGGGGGGUUGAGGAGGAAGGGGGGGUGUGGGGGAGUGACUGUGGUGGCCUGUGGUGGGGGUGGCCUUGGGACCGAAGUGGCACCCACUGCCUUGUCCUCUCCUUCAAACCGACCCACCCCCCAAACCCUCCCCUCCCAACCCCCCCCCCCCCCAACUUUUUUAGCUGCCUUGUUUUCCUUUGCAAUGAAUGGUCGGUCCAAAGAACCUCUCUCUAGGGCAGCAGAGAGCUUUUUGCACUUUAAAAAACAAAAAACCCCACAAAAACGACAAAAAAAAAACCCCGAAAACCACCAACAAAAAAACCCCCCACCCUAAAGAAAAGGCUAAAAAAAAAGAAAAAAGGCCAAAAAAGGAGAGAAGAAAAAAAAAGGUUGGAAAUUUUUUUUUUUGCAGGGGGGGUGUCACUAUUUUAUUUCCCUUCCAGACACUUCCCAGCUCUUCCCUGGUGUCAGGACAUCACUUUUCCACACACCCCCCCCCCCCAUCAAUGUGUUGUCCCCCAGCAGCACCUAUAGCACAAACCAGCCCACCCUGUGCCACCAUCGGUCCCCAACCCUCCAAGGGGGGGUCCCCCAGAGUUUGGGGGGGGGGGAGGGUGGGACACUCGGGUUCCCUGCAGGGUUGGGGGGGGGGUUGCAGCCCCCUCCCCCCACUGCUGCUUCAGAAGCAAUAAGGGAGGAGAGAUCAGACCCCCAGGAGCCAGGGGGGUGAGGGGACAUGGGGACAAGGGAAACCUGUGACAGUGGAUCCCGUGGGAUUGGAGCAGAAAAAUAAACACACACCCCCCCUGGGGUGAGAGGAGAGAGUGGAGAGGCAGGUCCUGGAGUCCUCUUGGUUGGUGGCUCCAGGGAAAAGACGGAAUCAAGAACAUGGUUGGUUGUUUUGGUUUGGUUUUUUUUUUGGAAGGGGGGGGGGUUGAUUUCUUUUUCAUUUUUCUUUGUUUUGUUUGUUGACUUUUUCCAGAAGAAAAUCAAAUUUCAGCAAAAAAAGAAGCUGGGGUAAGAGCUUAAAGAGGGUGGGUUCCCUGCGUCAUGGUCCCUUUGAGGGGACACACACACACACACACAACAAUGAGCCCUCCCUGCUGUCACGUCUGUGUGUGAGUGAGCGUGUGUGUGAGCGUGUGUGUGUGUGUGUGUGUGUGUGUGUCACCCCAGGCCUCAAAACCUGGGGUUGAAAAUCCACAAGGAAUUAAAAAGAGAGAAUUCUAUAUAUAUAAAAAAAUCACUUAGUGAUUUAAAAAAAAACAACAAAAACAACACAACAAAAUGACCCAGCCUGCUCCCUAAAGGCAACUCCUGCAAGAAAAUUCACUAUUGUUUCAAGGGUUUGGUUGUGGUUUUGUUUCGUUUCAUUUCCCUCCACCCCCCCUCUUCUUUGCCCCCCCCCCCCUUUUUUCCCUGCCCCCCCCCCGGAGAAAUAUUGUAAAUAUCUAUUUUUUUGUUGGCGAUUUAGAGUCCAUCUCUGAUGUUUGUGCUUUAAAAUUAAAUGUAAGCAUUAAGGGUAAAAACAAA
Molecule: messenger RNA, 6188 nt
Organism: Apus apus (common swift)
Lineage: Eukaryota; Metazoa; Chordata; Aves; Apodiformes; Apodidae
Gene: KDM2A
Product: lysine demethylase 2A
Exons: 22
Coding region: 29-3655 (1208 amino acids)
Biological process (GO): regulation of transcription by RNA polymerase II; protein demethylation
Molecular function (GO): zinc ion binding; DNA binding; protein binding
Source: RefSeq, a predicted model, not a curated record